UAACCGUUUAAGUUAUUAAAGUAAAGAGAACAUGUCACGUUUGGAGUUAUAUUCGCCGGAAGGGCUUAGAAUAGAUGGGAGGAGAUGGAAUGAGUUACGUCGUUUCGAGUGUCGUACUAACACCCACCCAAAUUCAUCGGAUGGAUCAUCGUACGUUGAACAAGGAAAUACCAAGAUAAUAAGUAUGGUCAAAGGACCAAUGGAACCACUUAAUAGAUCACAAAUCAAUACCAAGAAGGCAACCAUUGAAAUAAAUCUACUGAUAUCGAAUUUUUCAACAUUAGAAAGGAAGAAGAAGAUGAAGAAUGAAAAAAGAUUAAUUGAAUUGAAGACCACGCUAGAAAGAACUUUUGAACAAAGUAUAAUGAGUUAUAAUUAUCCAAGAACAAUAAUACAAGUUAAUGUAUUCGUAUUAGCACAAGACGGUGGAUUGUUAGCAGGAAUCACUAAUGCAAUUACCUUGAGUUUAAUUGAUGCUGGUAUUUCAAUGUAUGAUUAUGUCUCAGCAAUAAAUUGUGGAUUAUAUGAUAAAACACCAUUAUUGGAUUUAAGUACAUUAGAAGAAAAUGAUAUAAGUUGUAUUACAAUCGGGGUUAUUGGCAAAAGUGAAAAAUUAGCUCUAUUAUUAUUAGAAGAUAAAAUGCCUUUAGAUUAUUUAGAAUCAGUUUUAGCUAUUGGUAUUGCUGGUAGUCAUCGUAUUAGAGAGUUAAUGGAUAAUGAGGUUAGAAAACAAGGUAAUAUAAGGUCAUCCAAGCUUGUUAAAUAG
This is a messenger RNA of Hyphopichia burtonii NRRL Y-1933, 766 nucleotides long. RefSeq names its product exosome non-catalytic core subunit. The coding region runs from base 32 to 766 and encodes 244 amino acids. The record is from RefSeq and is a predicted model, not a curated record. Gene Ontology annotation, cellular component: cytoplasmic exosome (RNase complex); nucleolus; nuclear exosome (RNase complex). NCBI's taxonomy places the organism in Eukaryota, Fungi, Ascomycota, Pichiomycetes, Serinales, Debaryomycetaceae. The transcript has a single exon. Gene Ontology annotation, biological process: rRNA catabolic process; poly(A)-dependent snoRNA 3'-end processing; nuclear mRNA surveillance.